This is a messenger RNA of Wasmannia auropunctata (little fire ant), 4760 nucleotides long. RefSeq names its product vacuolar protein sorting-associated protein 54 (gene scat). Gene Ontology annotation, cellular component: GARP complex. The coding region runs from base 415 to 3330 and encodes 971 amino acids. The transcript is spliced from 13 exons. NCBI's taxonomy places the organism in Eukaryota, Metazoa, Arthropoda, Insecta, Hymenoptera, Formicidae. Gene Ontology annotation, biological process: Golgi to vacuole transport; retrograde transport, endosome to Golgi. Gene Ontology annotation, molecular function: syntaxin binding. The record is from RefSeq and is a predicted model, not a curated record.
UCCAGUUCAGUCUGUGCGUGUUCGCUGGUGACGCGUGUCUACAGGGUAAUUAGAAAAACGCACUCGUGCUGCGAAAUGUGAAUUGUGAGUCAUCAAAUGUGCGCGCCGCAUUGAAGCAGAUGACGCAUUGAAGCACUGACACGCUCUAAACGCCGACUGUUUAUAAAUAAUUAAAUUUCAUUUAGCGAUGGGGAGCAUGUGCGAGAUAGUAGGCUACCUUCGCUACGCCGGUUGUCCCGUUCCUGAGUUGGCCAACGUGUGUAUCGUAAAACGCGUGUACUUGUGAGCGAGGACGUGUAAUCGCUAAGCGGCCGUACGUUCAAAGACGGAGGAACCGUAGUGCUCCGGGUUGAAAUAGUGCUCCGAAACGCGUCUGUCAACGCCGCAAUGGUGAGCUGAGGUGAUACAGGGGCAAUGGCGAAAGUCGCGAGAGGGUCCGACUCGGUGCCCACGGUUUUGCUGUGCGAACAUUGCAGUAAUCAGACAUUUAAGCAAAUUCAAGACUUCGUUAGGCACUUGAGAGAACAGCAUUGUUCUAGAGAAGGUGGAUCUUUCGUAUGCCUCUAUGCGUAUAAUGGGGUAUGCACUAGUCUUCCCGUGGAAGGUGUUUCUGACAAGGAUUAUGUAGCGCACGCCAUGAAGCACGCAAUUAUGCAACAGCAACGAAAAAGCAAUGGCCAGUUAUCCGAGGCAGGAUCGUCGUGGACCGUGUAUUCCGCUGCGCAAAAUCUACCUGCUGUCCUAAACGAUCCGUUUAAAGGAAAACAGAGUAACUUUCUAACUCGCACUUGGGGAGAUGGAUUCGUGGAAAAAGUGGACAUUCCGAAAAGUCCGUAUCUUCCUGAGAUCACGAUGCAACAUUUCGAAAUGUAUCUGAAAAAAAUAGCAAGGAGAUAUCGGAAACAUUCGCGUAUGAAUUCGAACGCCAACAGGCCAACUACUCCGAAUGAAUUGCUCCAAAAUUUCCCUAACCUUAAGAAAGUGAAGUCAUUGGAUCGACUGCAGUUUGAUUUAGCUAAUAUUCCAAAGAUUUUCUUAGUUCCAAACCUAGAUCUUUCGCAAAAAGAUAACUUUGAUGCUGUGUUUCCAUUUGCGAAAGAUGGCCUCUUAACUGAAGAUUGCAAUAUUGUUCUGCACGUGAAGCAAAUGCAAGAGAAGCUUAGUCAUUAUCUGGACGUUGUGGAAGUUCGAAUAGCGGAACAAGUCGCGUCGAAAUCUCAAGCCUUUUUCCAUGCAAUGACAUCUCAUGAUGUGCUUAUGGAACAACUCACUCAAACUAUUACGGUUUUAAAAGCACUUAGGAAAAAUAUUCACCAAGUCGAUAAACAUCUAGUCAAGAAUUCUUUAGAAAUUUUACGCUUGGAACGCGCUAGGUCUAAUAGAUUAUUGGUACAAGAAAAAUUGAAGCUCAUGGCAACUGUGCAUCAAAGUCAACCCAUGAUACAAUUACUGUUGUCUACACCAGAUUACGUUGCGGCAUUAGACCUUAUUUCUACGACGCAAGAGAUUCUCUUGCAGGAACUGAACGGAAUACAUAGUUUUAGACAUUUAAGUUCUCAACUAACCGAAAUGGAGAAGCUUGUGGACAAGAUGCUGUCGACUGAAUUUCAAAGAUACGCAACGGCGGAUCUCAAUAGACCGUUAGGUAGCGAGAAUACCGUCAUAGACGGCGAUAAACUGGUCUCCAUAAUUUCUGGCCUACUACGUCAGAAACAUUUUCAAUUUGUGGAUACAUAUAAAGAGGAAGCUGUGACCACUGUAAGAGCCUUAACGAAGCAACGGGUGAUAGAGGCUUUGGCGGCGAGUGAUUGUUGCAGCGAUCAGCAAGCGGCAGCUCUCGAAGUGGGAGGUCUCUCUUUGACGGAAAGAUUAACUCUGCUCCACAAUACUAUACAGUCUUUUACAUUUCUUCUAUUACGAGUUAAGGCAGUUCAUGAUGUAAUGAGAGACACCGCGGACUUAUCAGCGGGACGUUUAUGCGACGGCACGUUUGAUGAAUCAGUACCUGAUCGAUUACUGACUCGAGAAGAGCAUUCGCGAGUGAUUACUAAACUCAAUGAUAUGAUUACCUCAAUAUGCGAUUAUUGCCACGAGCGAAUGGGAAAUCUACUUUCAGCUGGGACAAAUGAGAAGGAAAAAUUCCACAACGAUAAGGACAAGAUAAUUGCCGAUGUUUCGCAGAAUAAGCUAGAGGACAAAGAAUGUCAAACGUGGAACGAUAAGGGCUCUUGGUUGAGUGAUAGAGCAACAACCGCUCAAGUUUGCCAAUUAGCUAGUAUGGUCGAGGAGUUCACGUACGCUUGCGAAAAACUUUGCGGCAAACAAUGCACUGCGUUACGAUCGGCAUUUAAAGCGCAAGCGAGUAAAUUCGUACAGCGCUUUCAUAAUGAACGCAAAACCAAGCUGACGUUACUAUUGGAAUCCGAAAGAUGGAAGCAAGCCGAUGUGCCAUUAGAGUUUCAAUCGUUGGUGACAUAUGUACACGAGAAAAAGUGUUUCCCGCUUAAAAUACCCACGUGCGAGGACGGCACGAAGAAUGAGAGCGUGGAGAAUUUUAUCAUGGUUGGCGAUGAAAAAUUCGCUGUUGUCGGAACUGCUCUGAUGCUUAUGCAGAUGAUACACGAGUACUGCAGGACUGGCACCGAAUUAGUCGCCCUGUCUGGAACCAUAGGAAGGCAACUAGCCGAACUGUUGAGACAUUGCAAUUCGCGAUGCUGUCAACUAGUACUGGGCGCGGGCGCGAUGGAAGUUGCGGGCUUGAAGACCAUCACGAGCACGAUCCUCGUAUUAGCGGCGCGAAGUCUUAAGCUUAUAUUGUGGUUUAUGCCUUUUGUGAAGGCACACUUUCAAACACUCACGGAACAAAAUCCAAGCCGAGGACUCAUUGGCACAUCUGGUAUCAGCGGAGGAGUAGCUCUGUUGGAUAGCGUCGAAAGAGAUAUUCGCGCACAUGUUCGUGAAAUCGAAGGAAAAAUCCUCAUUAUCGUGGAUAAUCUAUUAGGCAAGCAAAUAUCUAAGUGGACAGCAAGACCUCCCGUGCCAUCCAAAUCUUUCAGAAAUAUUUCUAGUUAUCUAAUGAAACUUCACGAAGCCGUCUCUGGAAUUUUGCCUACCAUCGAAGUACAAUCCCUUUAUCGUACCGUAAAUUCGUCAUUCAAGGAGAAGCUUCGAGAGCAGCUGGUUAUGAUGAAUAUAGUAAAUAAUGGUGGCCCGCAGCACGGCGUGGUUACGUCGGAGCUUACGUUUUAUCUUGAAGCCUUAAGAAAAUUAAAGGUUCUACCGAGCGAAGAGUUAAAUGACAAUUGGAUGAGUGACAUAUGGACCAGAUAACAUGCAGAGCGCGUGAUAUACUGCAUUAUAGAGGCAAUGAAAUAUUAUAGAAAGAGAUGACUAAAAAAAAAAUCUGUACAUUCGUCUUCCUUUGUAUUAUUUAUUAUAUUCUAAAUAUGAAACAUGUGGUGACACAAGGUUCAAUGGAUUUCGAGAAAGAGAAAUAUCGGUCGAAUUAAAUUUUGAACAUUAUGAGCAUUUUGAAUAAUUAUUGAUAAAUUAUUAUGUUACAGGCAGAUUGCGAUAUAAUUUUGCUAGUUUAGUGUGAGAAGAAAUAAAGUAAACAAGAUAUUUCUACGAAAUGGAUAUUCAGUAUCUCGAAGUCUCGAAGAAAGAAUUUGACAAACACUAAUUAUAAUUAGCUGAUCUUGUAUUGAGCCAAACAAUAUUAAUUCCUUUUAAUGAGUAUUAUUGCUCAUGUUUAAAACUAUAGUUUUAUGGAAAUAUUAGAUAAUGUUAUAAUGUCAAUAUAUUGACCUCCCUUUCAAGUUUUACCGACCAGUGUUCAAACAAAAUGGCAGUAGAAUAUAUAUACAUAUAUAUGUAUAUGUACAUAUAUAUCUAUAUAUACUAUCAUGUAGAUAUAGUUACAGAAAUUUUAAGAAUAUUAUUUUUCAAAACAAAUUAACAAAAAGAUUGCAGAAAGAAACAGCUAUUUAUUUACUUGUAAUUUCACAUUACAUUUCGCAGACGUUUCGGCAUAAGAUGGUGUUAUAAUAGGACCAAAUGUAGUAACUUGUAAGUUUUUUGUAUGAUACUGUGCGUGCAGUGUUUUUGAAGUUAUUUGUUUCUUUAAAAGAUAUUUUGUUUAUAAUAAAGUUUCAUAAGAGUAAUUAGAUUCAACCAAAAUGUGUGGAAUACAAUAUAAGUGACAUACAAAUUAAACUAAAAAAAAUGAACAAAUGUUUUAAUUACUAUGUAUCUAUUAUGUAAAUCAAAUUGUGCAUUGAUUAUAUAAAUCAAAAUUUAAAGUAGCAAUAUACGGCCGCAUCUAAGAGAAAUUAUAACAAAAAUGUAUGCGAUAUUUGCCAGUCUCAGUUCUGUAGGAAAAAAAAUGCAUAAUAUAUAACAAUAAUGUUUUCCGUAACUGAUUUAUAACAAUGCAAUUCUUGUGUAAUUUGUUAGUUAUGAUAAUUGUACAUGGAAGACAAUGUGUUUUUCUAAUUGUAAAAACAUUUUCGGCUACUACUUUAGAAACUACCUGCACCCGCAUAUAUAUAUAUAUAUGUAAUAAUAAUUUAUAAAAUGUUGAAUAUUGUCGUGAAUUGUAAGAUGCAUUCCAUUCCUGAUUUUAUCUAGUCCAAGUUGUACAUAUGCAAGGAGGAUUACAUUAAAAAAAUAAUUGAUUUAAUUUAUAUAUAAAUUUGUAAAAUACGCGCGUUAUAUGCGCGUUAUGAUCCAAUGGAAAUGUAUUAAAGUUUUGUUGCAAA